Molecule: messenger RNA, 2757 nt
Organism: Scleropages formosus (Asian bonytongue)
Lineage: Eukaryota; Metazoa; Chordata; Actinopteri; Osteoglossiformes; Osteoglossidae
Product: protein SCAI
Exons: 15
Coding region: 944-2530 (528 amino acids)
Biological process (GO): DNA-templated transcription
Molecular function (GO): transcription corepressor activity
Source: RefSeq, a predicted model, not a curated record
UCACUGGUUACAUCCUGUAAAAUUCUUGACUAUAUCUAUUAUAAACACUUUCUAAUUUUGUUUUACUUUAAGAUUCCUUAAAACAGUAACUAAUUUAAAAUUGGCAAUUUCAAGUUCAAUGCCGGUUUAUUUACUGAUUCAACCCCUAAAUAGGGUGCAGUUUGUCUUAUAACUGGCACUCAGGAGCACCCGACAUGAACUGGAAAUAGGCAAAUGGAGAAAAUGAAACUAAAAUAAACAAACCUGGAAAUGUUCAUAUGUUUGAAAAUUCAUAACUUGAUGGUAAUAAAAGGAGCUAGUGUAUUAUAGGGGAGCCCUUCUUUUUAAGUACCUUGCUUACGGGGCUUUGGAGUAGCGAUCACCAGAGUAAGUGUGUGUCCUUCACCACUGUGCUGUCUCAGAAAAGGAGCAUUUUGAGUGUUCUCACCUGCAGUGCCGCAAGGACAUGUUUGUUUACUGUUUUCAUGAGCGCAUCCCCCAGGGAACAGCCCACAGUCGAUGGCAAUCAGUGACACUUAUGACUGUUUUGUGGACUGUGUUCCUAUUGACAAAAGUGAUGACUAAACAGUUAUCUUUAGUGAGCUUCAGCAUCGCCCCAGUCUCUGGGCAAAGCGUUGACUUCGUUUCAGUGAAACUGCUUUCCGUGGCACGUGUUCGUUCGACGCAGACAAGUACAAAGAUGGAGAAGAUAAGGAUUCUGUGCUUAUGACACUCGUGCCUUCAGAGAAGAAUGAAUUUCUGCUGUCUUCCAUUCUUGACCAUGAUGCUUCAUAUUGAUUUUUUCCCCUGAUCCUUUGGGUGUUUGGGCUUCACAGGGUACAGUACAGGAUGAGGGGUGCUCCUGGAGACCACAUUCCUGAAAGAUCUCUCUGGACCAUUCAUCCAAUAGAGAACGUGGUUCUGUGUGAACACUGUCAGGUACGAGCAGAGAGCACCUGGGGCCAUGACCGGGGUGGGGACCGAGGAUGACAUCCCACUGGGUGAGAGGAAGACUGUCACAGACUUCUGCUACCUGCUGGACAAGUCCAAGCAGCUCUUCAACGGCCUGAGAGACCUGCCCCAGUAUGGACACAAGCAGUGGCAGUCGUACUUCGGCCGCACCUUCGACGUCUACACCAAGCUGUGGAAGUUCCAACAGCAGCACAGACAGGUGCUGGACAACCGGUACGGCCUGAAGAGAUGGCAGAUUGGGGAGGUGGCCUCCAAGAUUGGCCAGCUCUACUACCAUUACUACCUCCGCACCUCUGAGACCAGUUACCUGAACGAGGCUUUCUCUUUCUACUCGGCCAUUCGUCAGAGAAGCUAUUACUACCAGGUCAAUAAGGAGGACAGACCAGAGCUGGUGGUGAAGAAGCUGCGCUACUACGCCCGCUAUAUUGUCGUCUGUCUGCUACUGAACAAGAUGGAUCUGGUCAAGGUGCUGGUCAAGGAGCUCUCAGAAGAGAUCGAAGACUAUACCCAACGCUUCAACACAGAGGACCAACUGGAGUGGAACCUUGUCCUGCAGGAGGUGGCAGCUUUCAUUGAGGCCGACCCAGUGAUGGUGCUGAACGAUGACAAUGCCGUGGUGAUCACCUCGAACCGGCUGUCUGAGGGGGGUGUGCCUCAGCUGGAGCAGGGCAUGGUGGUGGGGCAGCUCACACUUGCGGACGCCCUCAUCAUCGGCAACUGCAACAACCAGGUCAAGUUCAGUGAGCUGACCAUCGACAUGUUCCGCAUGCUGCAGGCUUUGGAACGGGAGCCAGUCAACUUGGCCACACAGAUGAAUAAGCCGGGGACACUGCAGCAGGAGCCCAGCGAGAAGCCUGCCAAGAGGGAGAAUCCACACAAGUACCUUCUGUACAAGCCCACAUUCAGCCAACUGUAUACCUUCCUGUCUGCUUCCUUCAAGGAGCUGCCAGCGAAUAGCGUGCUGCUGGUUUACCUCUCGGCCACUGGGGUCUUCCCAACUGGACACUCUGAUUAUGAAGGUCCUUAUGACUUUGGAGGUGUGCUGACCAACAGCAACCGUGAUGUGGUGAACGGAGAAACGGUGCAGAAGAGGAACCAGGCGCAGAAAGAGAUGCACUGUCUUCACCCCGGGGACCUGUUCCCCUUCACCAGGAAACCCCUGUUCAUCAUUGUGGAUUCCUCCAACAGCACGGCCUACAAGAAUUUCUCGAACCUCUUUGGACAGCCGGUGGUGUGUCUUCUCUCUCCCACAGUGUAUCCCAAGAGCAUGCAAGACCAGUCGCAGCGUGGCAGCCUGUUCACACUCUUCUUGUACAGCCCACUGAUGGCCUUCUUGUACGUGUGUGGCCUGAGCAGCUUGCGGCAGGGCAUGUGGGAGAAAGGCCAGGAGCUCCUGCGCAAGGCAUAUCGCGACAUCGGCCAGAUGCUCACCCGCUCACGUGCCAUAGGUAAUGGGGGGGUUGGCCGUCACAGGUCUAACGGGGCCACACUGUCUAAAGGGUUACACAUUGCCUUUCACUUCGUUUUACCCAGGCGGUUAUAUAUGAUUAAAUCACAAUUAAGUAACUUAACACUGUAAGUCGCAACGCACCCUGCAGUUUUUCAGGUCAUGAUGUUCUCAGCUUUUCUUCAUGUCAAUUUCUUUUAUUUUCCUUUAACAGCUCAUACGGAGAACCAUAAUUAGAGCAGCCUUAAAAAAAAAAAAAAAACCUGUAGUAUCUUCCAAGAUAUAAAUAAAAUCAGGGUAUUGUAACAAGAGAUUUUGUAGUAACAGACAAAAGAGGGUUUGUUUACUGUUUACAAUCU